AUGACUGGAAAAAAAAAUUUGUUCGUACACAUAAACACCAUUCAUGAAGGUCGGAAAGAUUACGGAUGCGACAAGUGCGAGAAGAAAUUUGGACAAAAAUCGAAUUUAUUAAAGCACCACAGGACGGCCCACGAAGCUUGCAAAGAUUACGCAUGCGACAGGUGCGCGAAAAAAUUUACAGAAAAAAAUAGUUUAUUAAGACAUGUAAAGACAAUCCACGAAGGUCGCAGAGAUUAUGCUUGUGAUAAGUGCGUGAAGCAAUUUACAACAAAAUCGUAUUUACUUUUACACCAGAAUAUCGCCCACGAAGGUCGCAAAGAUUUUGCAUGCGAUCAAUGCGAGAAAAAAUUUGGACAAAAUGCACAUUUGAUCAGGCAUCAAAAGACAGUCCAUAAAAGUCGCAACGAUUAAGCAUGGCACAAUUGCGAAGAGAAAUAAUAAUUGACAAUUUUAAAUAUGUAUAGAUACUAAUAGUUUUUCUAAAAUUUCAAUAAAAAUUUUGCUAUUUGAGUAAUUUGUUAAGCCAAGGUGGAAUUCUAAAAAUAAGUUAAAAAUAUUCAUGUUAUUUCUUCCUCAUAAAGGAAGCUAUGUGUCGAGAGCUUUGCAGGCUUUCAUGGUCCUGCUUCGACUAUCCGAUCCGGCUGUAAAUUGGCGACUAACUCGAUACACACAAAAUAAAUAUUUUAUUGGCGCUA
Trichogramma pretiosum is the source of this 695-nucleotide messenger RNA. RefSeq names its product zinc finger protein 436-like. The transcript is spliced from 2 exons. The coding region runs from base 1 to 411 and encodes 136 amino acids. Lineage: Eukaryota; Metazoa; Arthropoda; Insecta; Hymenoptera; Trichogrammatidae. The record is from RefSeq and is a predicted model, not a curated record.